GCGAUUCGCAAAACAUUUUUCAGUGUGUUAAAAAUGUCCGACGAAGUAGCAAAAGCGCAGUCCGCGGAUUCCGCCGCGGAAGAUACCAUUUUCGGUAAAAUUCUACGCAAGGAAAUUCCCUGCAACUUCAUCUACGAGGAUGAUAAAUGCGUCGCUUUCAACGAUGUGAAUCCGCAGGCCCCCAUACACUUUCUUGUGAUCCCUCGCAAAACCAUUCCCCAGCUGUCCAAGGCCUCGGAGGAAGACGAAGCACUCCUCGGCCAUCUGAUGGUAGUCGGCAAGAAAGUGGCGGCCGAGCAGGGACUGGAAGAAGGGUUCCGUGUGGUUAUCAACGACGGCAAAAACGGUGCACAGUCGGUUUAUCAUCUGCACUUGCAUUUCCUGGGCGGUCGGCAAAUGAAAUGGCCCCCUGGCUAAACAGUGUUGAAUGUAUACGUGCUUACAAUCUUCUUAUCGGAUGAAUGCAAAUAAACAGCGCUUAGCGCUUUGGCGGAUUAUUGUUUGAACGGAA
Molecule: messenger RNA, 511 nt
Organism: Anopheles coustani
Lineage: Eukaryota; Metazoa; Arthropoda; Insecta; Diptera; Culicidae
Gene: HINT1
Product: adenosine 5'-monophosphoramidase HINT1
Exons: 2
Coding region: 34-417 (127 amino acids)
Biological process (GO): purine ribonucleotide catabolic process
Cellular component (GO): cytoplasm; nucleus
Molecular function (GO): hydrolase activity
Source: RefSeq, a predicted model, not a curated record